This is a messenger RNA of Odocoileus virginianus texanus, 7929 nucleotides long. The record is from RefSeq and is a predicted model, not a curated record. Lineage: Eukaryota; Metazoa; Chordata; Mammalia; Artiodactyla; Cervidae.
UCGCAAAGAGUCGGACACGACUGAACUGAACUGAACUGAGACUGAAAUGGGCCCAUUAAAAAGUUAAGGAUGAGGUUCACAUGAGACGUAAAGGCAAGCUUACUGCUACAGAAGAGAAAAAACGCCCCCUCCAAGCUCCAAGAGCUCCAAGACGGGCAAAGAUGCCUGGGAAAUGGAGUCCCAGACCCUGAGGAUACCCGAAGGCUUCUGGGAAGUGCAGUCCAAAGUCAGCCCGUCUCCUUCUGCGCAGCCUCAAAAGUCUCUGCGAAAGGAAGCCUUGAGAAGUCGUGCAGCGCCGUCCUUCCACCGGAAGUGUCCGAUCGGAACCAGCCCUGUGGGAGAGGAGAGUUCUUAAAACUAAAAAAGGCUCUUCACAGAGCAGAAGUGGAAUUCUAAUAAUACAGUUUAUUUCAAGAUGGCAACUGAAUCAAAGAAAACUGCAGCUCAGAACCUUCAGGAGGAUGAAGGACUUCUGAUAGUGAAGAUGGAAGAGGAAGAUUUUGUCUGGAGGCAGGAUGCUUGCUUACAGAGGAGUGAUCCCCUCAGGCAGGAACUCUGCCGGCGGCUGUUCCGGCAGUUCUGCUACCAGGAUUCUUCCGGGCCCCGAGAGGCACUGAGCCAGCUCCGGGAGCUCUGCUGUCGGUGGCUGGAGCCAGAAACCCAGACCAAGGAGCAGAUCCUGGAGCUGCUAAUUCUGGAACAGUUCCUGGCUAUCCUGCCAGAGGAUCUGCAGGCCUGGGUGCGUGAACAUUACCCAGAGAGUGGAGAGGAGGCAGUGACCCUACUGGAAGAUUUAGAGAGAGGCACUGAUGAAGCUGCACUCCAGAUUCCAAUCUGUGGACAUGGACAAGAACCAUUCAGGAGAAAAGUGGCACCUCUUGGGCCAGCUCUUAGUAUCCAGUUCCAGCCAGUGGACACCAUGGCCCUCCAUGGUUCUUCAGAACCCCAGCUCCUACUGGACUGUGAUAACAAGAGUGAAAACAGUGAAUCCAUGCCAAAGCUGGACAUUUAUGAGAAAAUGGAAUCACAGAGAAUUGUAUCAGGAAGAAUUUCAGAAUUUGUGUCAGAAGGAUCUGCUGAGCCUCAAGACAUCUGUAAGUCUGCAGGCAAGAUAAAGAGGCAGCAGGAAAAAGACUCAGGGGAGUCUCGGAAAUCAUCAUCUGCUCAGGAUGCAGCUUUCAGUAAAAUCCUCACCCAUAAAAAUACACUUACAGGUGAAAUAAGCCAUGAUGGCUGUGAGAGAAACUUAAAUCUGAACUCAAAUGAAUUUACACACCAGAAAUCUUGUAAACACAGUACGUGUGACCAAAGUUUCAAAUGGAAUUCAGAUUUUAUUAAGCAUCAGAGAAUUUAUGCUGGAGAAAAAAUUCACCCAUGUGGGAAAUCUCUCAAGAACCCAAACCUUAUUAAACAUACAGCAGUUUUCACUGGCGAGAAGACCCAUCAGUGUAAUGAAUGUGGAAAAGCUUUCAGACACAGCUCAAAGCUUAUUAGGCAUCAGAGAAUCCACACUGGAGAGAGACCCUAUGAAUGUAAUGAGUGUGGAAAAGGCUUUGGGGGGAGCUCAGAUCUUAUUAGACACCAAAGGAUUCACACUGGGGAGAGACCCUUUGAAUGCAAAGAAUGUGGGAGAGCAUUCAGCCUGAACUCACAUCUUAUCCUGCAUCAGAGAAUUCACACCAGGGAGAAACCCUAUGAAUGUAGUGAAUGUGGAAAAACCUUCAGAGUGAGCUCACACCUUAUUCGACACUUGAGAAUCCACACUGGAGAGAAACCCUAUGAAUGCAGUGAGUGUGGAAGAGCCUUCAGCCAGAGCUCACACCUUAGUCAACAUCAGAGAAUUCACAAGAGGGAAAACCUGUUCAUGAACUUUGCCAUCAAUGAAUGGUGCCACACCAGGGAACAGAUCCUGGAGCUGCAAGUGCUGGAGCAGUUCCUAACCAGCCUGCCCCAGGAGCACCAGGCCUGGAUGUCAGAACAUCAGCGAAAGGAUGACAGGGAGCCAGUGAUCAUGUUGGAGGAUUUGGAGAAAGAACUUGAUGAAACAAGACCGCAAUUGAUGGAGGUCGGGACGGAGUGGCGGAUGCUGUCCAGAGAGGUAGGCUGGCAAGGAGGACGCGUGUACUCGGACCUCGCGGGGGGCUCGGCCACACUGAAUGGCUCGGACCUUUCCUCCGAAGCCUCCGGAAACGGGGGCGCACGGCCGGGCAGGGUUAGCGGACGCACUUCCGCUGGCGGCAGGUCUGAGGCUCCGAGGAGCUGGAUCGGUAAGCGCGGCCGCCUCCCUUGGGCUGGGAUAAGACUGGCGGGAAGACAGCCGGACGCCGCGGUGGGACCCCCAGGUCGGUCGGGCGCGGGUCGGGGGAGUCACUUCCUUGCUCUUGCCGGCGCUGGAAGUGCCAGCGGAGACUCCACAGGAGCCCGCCCCACUGCCGGCCAGCGCUCCAGAAAGUUUCUAAGACUAGGACUCCUGGAAUCAGGCCAGCGGAUAGGAAAGGGCCCUAUGCUCAGUGGGGACAGAGUUGGGAAGUGGGCAUCCAGGCUGGUCCUUUGUGGGAUUUCUGGGGAUCAUUUACUCUGUGGGCCCUUCAGUUGCCUAAAUGAGCUUGCUUAUCCUCAGGUUUCAACCCACGCCUGGACACAGGAAGUGCUUUCUGAGACAUCGGUACCUCUGGAUCCAGCUAAGAAAGCAGCAUAUCUCCAGCCUCACACCAUGGAAAUCCAGUUUAAGGACCCUCAACACCAACAGGAUUGUGAUGAUGUGAUAAGAAUAAAGAAAGAAGAACCGGAUGAAAAGCAGGAACUUACUGUAGAUACGGAAUCCCAAGAAAAGUUUUCAGACCAAAUCAAUGGAGAGGCUUUUGAAUGUGGAGAAACCCAAGAACAUAAAGGAUGGAUGGAAAGAUAUCAGAGAAACACUUCAAAUGAGAAGAGAUAUAAGUGUGAUGAAUGUGGGAAAAGAUUCACUCUAAAGUCAAGCCUCAUUAGACAUAAAAGAAUCCACCCUGGAGAGACAUCCUAUUCGUGUAAUGUAUGUGGCAAAACUUUCAUUCAGAGCUCACAGCUUACUGACCAUCAGAGAAUACAUAGCCAGUUAAAACCACAUCAGUGUGAUGAGUGUGAGAAAGGCUUUUAUUACAGGGCACAUCUUGUUCAGCAUCAAAGGAUCCACUCUGGAGAAAAACCCUUCCAAUGUAAUGAGUGUGGGAAAGCUUUUCAUUACAGUGCAGGCCUUAUUCGACACCAGAGGACCCACACAGAAGAGAAACCAUACCAGUGUAAUGACUGUGGGAAAGCUUUUCAUUAUAACUCGGGCCUUAUUCGACACCAGAGGACCCACACAGGAGAGAAACCAUACCAGUGCAACGACUGUGGGAAAGCUUUCUGUCUGAGCUCACAUCUGAUACAACAUCAGAGAGUUCAUACUGGAGAGAAGCCAUACCAGUGUAGUGAGUGUGGAAAAAGCUUCAGCCAGAGCUCAGGCCUCUUCCAUCACCAGAGAAGCCACAGUGGGGAGAAACCAUAUGAAUGUGAUGAGUGUGGAAAGGCUUUCAGUCAUAGUUCAGCUCUUGUUGGACACCAGAGAAUGCACAGUGGAGAGAGGCCCUAUGAGUGUGAUGUGUGUGGGAAAGCUUUCGGCUAUAGCUCGCAUCUUCUGGGACACCGAAGAAUCCACACUGGAGAGAAGCCAUAUGAAUGCCAUGUGUGUGGAAAAGCUUUCCGACAGAGCUCACACCUCAUUGUACAUCAGCAAAUCCACACUGAAGAGAAGCCCUGGAUUAGCUCCACCGAGGCGAGGCUUCCUAGAGCGGCCCGGAAGUGCGUGGCUGAAAGCAGCGGCGCGUCGAUUGGUCGGUCAGUCUUCGUUCGGCCGCCCCAAAGGACGCUAACUGUCGCACCUGUUCCUCCUGGCGUGAGGCUGCCCCACCCCUCCAAACAGAGCUACGAGGGAGGACUAGGGCCAACAUGCCCGGAGAACGGCGCUAAAGGGGAACAGGACCUGCAAGCAUGGGUGCAGGCACACCAUCCAGAGACUGGAGAGGAGGCAGUGACUGUGCUGGAGGAUCUGGAGAGAGAGCUUGAUGAACCUCGAAAGCAGGUUCCAGGCAAUUCAGAAAGACAGGACGCACUUUUGGACAAGUUGGCCCCCUUGAGGAGGCCGCAUGAGUCAUUGACUAUCCAGCUUCAUCCCAAGAAGACCUGGCAGGAGCAGAAAUCUGGGGAGGCCCAAAGAAAUGGUAAUGAAACCAAGACUAAAACUGAAGAGUUGUCCCAGAAGGAAGAUAAAUCCAAAGACAUGGAAUUCCUUGGGAAGAUAAAUGACAGACUUAACAAAGAUAUUCUUCAGUAUCCUGAAUCCAAAGAUGCUUUUGAAAGUGAGGGCAUUUUUGAGUGGCAGCAGAGGAAAAGGAGAUGCUAUAAAUGUGAUGACUGUGGAAAAAGUUUCAGUCAUAGCUCAGACCUUAGUAAACACAGGAGAACGCACACUGGAGAAAAGCCCUAUAAAUGUGAUGAAUGUGGAAAAUCUUUCAUUCAACGCUCACAUCUCAUUGGACAUCAUAGAGUACACACUGGGGUGAGACCCUAUAAAUGUAAAGAAUGUGGGAAAGAUUUCAGUGGGCGUACAGGUCUCAUUCAGCAUCAGAGAAUCCACACAGGUGAAAAACCCUAUGAAUGUGAUGAGUGUGGGAGGCCCUUCCGUGGAACCAAGACCCGGACGGUCCCACCCGACGGAGAGAACACCAUCCGCGCCGCCCUCGCUUGGGCACUCACCCGCCAGCCCUCGUCUCCCGGUGCUUUCCAGCCCCUGGCGCAGGGCCCAGCUCACAGCGCCGUUUACCCGGCCGCAAAGGCCGGCCCGGGAGCUCUGGAACCGUUAGCUACUGGAAGUGGCCGAGACGCGCGAGAGCGCGAGGAAAGGGGCCGGUCUUCCCGGAUCCAGAACCCUGGCCUCUGCAAGCCCUCGGAUCAGCUCUCCGGGGCACCUUUAACUCCCCAGCGAGCCUGCGGGGCGGGGUCUCUGGGCCAAGUAUGGGAGGCGGAAGUGACACCACAAUCCGUUAUUCCUCACAACUUUGCCGGCGCCUUAGAGCCGCGCGCAACCCGGCGACGCGUAGACGCUAGAGGACAGCGAGCCCUAGCGUUCGGUUCCGUUCCUUUGCGUCUGUCCACCGUUUGUAACAUCCCUUCCCCACCGCGGGCCGCCCCUGGAACGCACGAAAUGGCAGCAGAAUCAAGAAAGUCUUUAGCCCCAUCCCCACCAAAUCAGGUUCCUGAAGAGGACCUUGUAAUUGUCAAGGUAGAGGAAGAUCAUGGUUGGGACCAGGAAUCAAGUCUACAUGAAAAUAACCCUCCUGGCCAAGAGCUGUUCCGCCUACGCUUCAGGAAGUUAUGCUACCAAGAGACACUAGGACCCCGAGAAGCUCUGAUCCAACUCCGCGCACUUUGCCAUCAGUGGCUGAGGCCCGAUUUGAACACCAAGGAGCAGAUCCUGGAGCUGCUGGUGCUGGAGCAGUUCUUGACCAUCCUGCCUGAGGAGCUCCAGACUCUGGUGAAGGAACAUCAGCUAGAGAAUGGAGAGGAAGUGGUGACCCUACUGGAGGACUUGGAAAGGCAAAUUGAUAUAUUGGGACGGCCGGUCCCAGCUCGUGCACAUGGACAUAGGGUACUCUGGGAGGAGGUGAUGCAUUCAGAAUCUGCAUCGGAGCCUCCAGAUACUCAGCUCCAGCCUGUGGCAAUGCAGCACAAAUCUCCAGUGCUCCAAGGGCCACAUAAUAGAGUCAUAUCAGUUUCACAGAGUCCUACCCCUUCCCAGAAAGGAAGUCCUCGAGACCAGGAGAUGACAGCUACACUGCUUACAGCAGGGUUCCAGACUUUAGAGAAGAUCGAAGACAUGGCUGUGUCCCUAAUUCGAGAGGAAUGGCUUCUUGAUUCAUCCCAGAAGGAUCUGAGUAGAGAUAACAGGCCAGAGAAUUAUAGAAACAUGUUCUCCCUGGGUGGUGAGACCAGGAAUGAGAACAGGGAAUUAACUUCAAAACAGGUAAUAUCUACUGGAAUCCAACCACAUGGAGAGACAGCUGCCAAAUGCAACGGGGAUGUUAUCGGGGGUCUUGAGCCUGGAGAAGCCCGAGACCUUCUGGGCUCAUUAGAGAGGCAGCGGGGAAAUCCCACCCAAGAGAGACGACAUAAAUGUGAUGAAUGUGGGAAGAGCUUUGCUCAGAGUUCAGGCCUUGUUCGUCACUGGAGAAUCCACACUGGGGAGAAACCCUAUCAGUGUAAUGUGUGUGGUAAAGCCUUCAGUUACAGGUCAGCCCUUCUUUCCCACCAGGAUAUCCACAACAAAGUAAAACGCUACCACUGUAAGGAGUGUGGUAAAGCCUUCAGUCAAAACACAGGCCUGAUCCUGCACCAGAGAAUCCAUACUGGGGAGAAGCCAUAUCAGUGCAAUCAGUGUGGGAAAGCUUUCAGUCAGAGUGCAGGCCUUAUUCUGCACCAGAGAAUCCACAGUGGGGAGAGACCCUAUGAAUGUAAUGAGUGUGGGAAAGCUUUCAGUCAUAGCUCACACCUCAUUGGACAUCAGAGAAUCCACACUGGGGAGAAGCCCUAUGAGUGUGAUGAGUGUGGGAAAACUUUCAGGCGGAGCUCACAUCUUAUUGGCCAUCAGAGAAGCCACACUGGGGAGAAACCCUACAAAUGCAAUGAGUGUGGGAGGGCCUUCAGUCAAAAGUCAGGCCUUAUUGAACAUCAGAGAAUCCACACUGGAGAAAGACCCUAUAAAUGUAAAGAAUGUGGGAAAGCUUUCAAUGGGAACACUGGCCUCAUUCAGCAUCUGAGAAUUCACACAGGGGAGAAACCCUAUCAAUGUAAUGAGUGUGGGAAAGCCUUUAUUCAGAGGUCAAGUCUCAUUCGACAUCAAAGAAUCCACAGUGGAGAAAAAUCUGAAUCCACAGGAGUUUAGGGAAAAACUUCAGUUGUAGAUUGGGCGUUAAUUCAACAUUAGAGGAACCAUGUGCUGGUGAGAGUUCUUUCACUGUUUAAAAAAAAAAGGGCAGAAAGUUCAACAUCAUUACAACCUUAUCUAGGGUCAGAUUGAUAGGGGUGGCAAAGUUAGAAUAGCUCUUCAGUAGUUUGGGUCCAGUGCCUUGAUACAAUUUAAUUAGCUUGACUAUCUUAGGAGGUGUCUGAUAGAGUGGAGCUCCUGAUGGUCUGAUCCUUUAGAAGCUUAAAAUAGCAUUAGAGAAAAAUUGCUUGUGUGGCUUGAGGCACUUAACUUUGUCUUUUUGGUGAGUAGCUGUAGGUUUGAGAGUAGCUACUCCUUCUAGUUUCUCUCUUCUUCCGAUCUCCUGUGAUCCCUGUCUCCCAUUUAUUCCCCUAAAGGUGCAUUUUGUGCUCCUAAUCUGAUCUAAGAAGCUGUUUUAGAGUUUGAAGCAGCCUCUGUAUGAGACUUACACUUAUAUUUAACUUUCUGAGCUCCUAGUUCUAGGGGAAUUUUUAUAAACACUUAAUGUAUUUAUGCUUGAGUGUACAUUUUAUUUUAUUCUAAUGCUCCUGAUAGUGGAAAUCCAUAUUCCCAUGCAAACUCAGAAUGCUAUAUUUUUAACAGCACUCCAGCAUUUUUCUUCAUAUAUCACCUUCACUGACUCCCCUGAGUCACUGAGCAUCCAUACGUAUCCUUCACCACCCCCAGCCCCAGUACCUGUGUCAGCAAAGGAAGUGGACGCAUUAGUGAUGGUUGUGGGAAUGAUGCAGAGAAAGAGGUGAGUGGAGACUCAGCAGCAGCAGCUCGGCUGCUCUUGAGCUUGGAUGGUUUACACCUUUUGGUAAUUUGACUCUCCUUUCCACCUUCCCACUGUACACUGUGGUACAAAUAGGUAUUUAUACUAUACUCAUUAAGGCGUCACACAGGAGACAAAGACAGAGGUGCUUGAA